GCAUCUCCAUAGUACAACACUUGCAAACUGAAUUUCACCAUUUAAGACAACAACAGUCCACACAGAAAUCCACUACCUAAUUCCACAGCAGCAGCAUUUUACAGCAACAGCAGCGACAUUUUUACAGCAACAGCAGCCUCAUUUUUACAGCAGCAACUAGCAGGAUUUUUACAGUAGCAACAGCGACAAAUUCAGUUAUCAUCAAUCUUCCUCCUGGGCACACACCCAUUUGUCUAUGACUCCCAUCAAACUCCCAUAAAAAGAUUUCAUAUGGUCUCCAAUGCGAACUAGCCUUCUUCACUGCCUCCCUUUUCGUUGAACCUCCGAAGCCAAGGACCGGGCAAAUCAAUUGAGAUGAAUAGAGAUAUAAUCCUAAGAACUGAAUGGUAGUCAGCUUUAGAUGAUGAUUAUUUAAUGAAUUAAUGAAGGAAUGUUCUAGAGACAAUUUGUUUAGUUUUAUCUAAUAGAUUCAAAAAGAAAAGGUUAGUAAAUGAACCUAGACCUAAGGUGGGGAAAGAGGGGAUGGAAAACAGAAAGAAGAAAAAACCCACCCUCUUUAGGUGGGUUGGUCGAAUUUUUCAAGGGGCAAGGUGAUUGUGAGCCUCAACUAUAAAUAGGACCUCAGAGUGAAUGCAAAAAACACACACCUCAGUAGCUACUUCCUCUAGACACUUGAGACUUCUAAAUCCUAGAGCUCCUUCUCCCUAUUGUGGCUGAAACUUUCUUCUUCCCUUGGUAGUUGAUAGCACUUUUCCAUCCUCCAAUUCUUCAAGGUCAUUCAUCUUAUGCGCUAGAAUCUGAGGAGUAUCAAGGUUGCAAUGGGAAAGAAGAGAAAAUUAAAUAUUGGACAUCGUAGACCGGAAAACUCAAAUCAACAUGGUCAACCAAAUGAAAAUGAUGGGAUAGAAUCUUCCACAAGAAAUGCUGAAGAAACCCAAUCUAACCCAGGACAUGGAGAAGAGGUCAUGCAUGGAUCUUUGGAGUCUAACUCCAUUCCUUCUGAUAUUGAAACUGAGGAAAUACAAGCUGAGAAAGAGUCGAAACGAGUAAGAGGCCCAACAAGAAUGUUAGAUGUUUGGGAUAUGCAAGUUGGUGAUUUUAUAAUAGUUAAUUUAGACAAAUAUGGUCGAACCGUUGGUGAAGAAGCAACAACUCUUACUCGUUUCAUAGGUAGUGUGGUUAGAAGACCUCAUUUUGCUCCCAUCAACUACAUUUCUUGGAAAAAGAUGCCAAAGGAGAACAUAGAUGACAUGUUGGAAGCAAUAGAGAGUAAAUUUGAGUUUGUUCCUCCAAUAAAUGACACAAUAAGAGAAAUGUUGAAAGCGGAGUUGAAUGAAAAGUGGAGGCAAUGGAAGAGUGAUAUAAAGUCACUAGCAUAUAAUCCUUCUAAAACAGAAGAAGAAAUUGCAUCCAAAUUGCCUGAUGAUAGAGUUGAACCAAGUCAAUAUCGUGAUUUAGUUCAUCAUUGGUUUUCAGAAUCAGGACAAAAAACAAGUGAGAUUAACCGAAGAAAUCGUGCCAAGUUUGAAGAUGUUCAUUGUAUGGGAACAAAAAGUCUUCCAAGAUUGAUUGACGAAAAGAAAAAAUUGGGCAAAGGAGUGUCGCCUAAACGUAAAGAGAUAUACAUUCAGACUCGAACUCGUAAAGAUGGGACAAUUGUCAAUGAAAAAGCUGCAAGAGUAAUUGAAGAACUAAGAAACAUGAUGAGGCUGAAACAUCUCAAUCAACUCAAAACACACAAAGGCAUACAUCUUGGAAUGAAGACAUAUUCUCUAAAGUGCAAGGACUUGAUAAAAGGGGGCGUAUCCGCUGCAUGGGCAAGAUUCCAAAAUGUAAAAAAACAAAGGCAUCCUCAUCUGAAAAUGAAGAGCUACGUGAUCGAAUGAAGCAUAUGGAAAACUUGUUGACAAAUGUGUUGACACUAAUUCAAAAUCGACUUCCUGGAGAAGAUCUUAAUGAGCUUGUGGAUGCUGCAAGACGGGUUUCAAAUGCUUCGAGUGCCCCGAACCAUUUGAAUUCUCCAAGUUCAAACGCUAAUGAAGAUGAUGAAUAUGAUGAAGACGGUGAAGAUUAAGAGGCUACUUUGUUAUUGGAGAUUGAAUAUGCAUGAGUUUGCAACAUUUUUAUAUACAUUGUUUUGAUUUUAUGUUGUUUUUGUGAAUCAUGGUUAAAUUAGGAUUAUAUGCUAUGAAUUGUUUGAAUUGGGAAGCUACUUCAUAUGCAUACUUUAUGCUAGCUAGUAUGGUACUUUCUGGUGGUCAUGUUCCACUUUUGAUUAUUGUAAUGUUUUCAAGAUAUGAAGGGAUCUAGUUGAAAUUCGUCAGUUGUAGUAGAAAAUGUCUUGUGAGAAUUAGGACAACCAUUUUAAUGUCACUUCACUUUUUUAUGUGAGCUGAAUGUGUA
Molecule: messenger RNA, 2403 nt
Organism: Lotus japonicus
Lineage: Eukaryota; Viridiplantae; Streptophyta; Magnoliopsida; Fabales; Fabaceae
Exons: 9
Coding region: 819-1886 (355 amino acids)
Source: RefSeq, a predicted model, not a curated record